Molecule: messenger RNA, 1388 nt
Organism: Anopheles funestus (African malaria mosquito)
Lineage: Eukaryota; Metazoa; Arthropoda; Insecta; Diptera; Culicidae
Exons: 2
Coding region: 3-749 (248 amino acids)
Source: RefSeq, a predicted model, not a curated record
UGAUGUUUAUCUCUUCCCUACAACGUUUACGAACACCGAAUCCACCGUCACCGUCCUACGAACUGAACGCCAAACACAACGCAGCGGCUCCAUAUGUCCGCGAGGCAGCUGAUUUCAUAGCCCUACGCUUGUUAUGGGUGCCUCUUUACCUUAUGAGUAUAGUUCAACAGAUUACGGGACAGUUUAAAAUUGUUAAUCUCAACACUGCUAAUCUUACCAACCCAUCUAACGGAACCGCCAGAGGUGUAAACUUUGUACAGAUUAAACCAAUCGUGAUAGCAACGGGUUCUGUACACACCGAACUGUCCACCAAGUCAAUGAACGAGUCGUCUAGAGCGCUGCAACAAGAGAAAUUGCCAGCCAUGAUGGUCGAAAACAGAUUCAUAAAGUUAUCCAUCGUCAACUCUACGACUAUUGGCAACAAAACACGUGAAAGAAAGAUUCAACAAGCGAUUACGAAUGCGCGCCAAAACGAACUACCAUCUGAAGUCUGGAGUAAAACUCAUCGGCCAUUGACAAAUACAAAAUUUGCUUCGGUUGUUGGUUACGCAAAGAAAAGUAAAAUACGCUCUGCGACGCAAACGGAACCGGAUCCACCGAAGACGUCCGCGCCCGAAUCUUCCAAGAUGCGGCGGAAUAAGUAUCGAAAUUUUAAAUCACGAUGCCGUUGCGAACGUAUAUGGAACUGUGUUAGGAUACAAAUAUCUGUGGCACGUUGUGCACCUGAUUUUUUUAUGUGCUGUUUUUGAAAAAAAAUCUCAUCGCAAAACGAAAUCAAUAAAUAGAUCUAUAACGAAAAUGUUGUUCAUUUGUCUACAUCUCAAAGUGGUAUUUUUUUAAAUUGUUUAUUUAUUUAUAUUUAAUUAUUACGAUAUUUAGCCGUAUUGUCAGCCUCAAAAUGCUGAAAUGUACAAUAAUCACAAGGCAUUUUCUCCUUGUACUUUGCCUUAUCCCGGGCAUAUUCGAUUAUUUUUUAAAUUGUUAACAGGAAAAAAACCUAUUUGUUUAUUUUUUAUUUUAUUAGUGCUUUAGAAGUAAUGCCUUCUAAAGAAGAAAUGACAUUGUGAAAUGGGCUACAGAAUAUCACAGGGAAAGGAUACCAGAGAUAUUCAUUUAACUAUUUACUAAAAAAAAAUAUCAUAAAGAUUGAAAAUGCAUGUUAUGCCAUGGAUGAACAUAGUAAUCUGUUCGGUAUCGGCAUCGAAAGGCGAUAGUUUGUAGCUGCCAUUUCUAGAUAAUAACAUAAUAGAUAACAAUAGAUAAUAACAACGUGCAUCCGAAGUAAUUUCUCACAACCAAAGCAUAUCGCACAUAACUACAUAUGUCAAGCAAUUAGAAUCCGGACGGCAGUUCAACAACUUCUAAGUAUCUACGUUUUACGUGUUACG